Siniperca chuatsi (mandarin fish) is the source of this 1681-nucleotide messenger RNA. It is a transcript of the gene ptcd2, whose product is annotated as pentatricopeptide repeat domain 2. The record is from RefSeq and is a predicted model, not a curated record. The transcript has 11 exons. Gene Ontology annotation, molecular function: protein binding; RNA binding. Gene Ontology annotation, cellular component: mitochondrion. Lineage: Eukaryota; Metazoa; Chordata; Actinopteri; Centrarchiformes; Sinipercidae. Gene Ontology annotation, biological process: regulation of mRNA processing; multicellular organism development; mitochondrion organization. Bases 137 to 1282 code for a protein of 381 amino acids.
CUGUGCUACUGCGCCGGGUCGCAGGGCGCUGCCAUAUUGGAUGAUACCAACUGCUGACUGCAUGUGACAAAAUUAAAACAAAUAGUUACACACGCUGUCCUACUCGAAUUAAAAUAUUUACUGGGCAGUGGGCACUAUGGCGCUGGCGAGAAUUGGUAAAUGUUGUCGGUCGUUACUACGUGAGCCCUCCAAAGGAGUGUUUUGUGGUGUUUUACAGCCAGGUUGGAUUGAAGGCUGCAUAGGAGCUAAAAGGCAUCUGUUGUCAGAAGAUGUUAUCAAACUACAAGACUUCCAGCAAAGGAAGCUGGCUGUGGCUCACCUUGUCACUGGAUCGAAAGGAAAUUAUAUUGAGCUAUUCAGCCAGAAGCUACAAAGGAAUGAGCUAAUAUUGAGAGAUGAUUUGAAGCUUCUCCUUCACUUGUGCCAGUCUGCAGAUGACAUGGUGAUAGCCAGAGAUGCCAUUUAUAGAUAUCACGCAGAGAACCGGAACUUGGUGUACGGAGAGUUCAAGUUUGGUCCUCUCUUCAUGAGACUGUGCUAUGAGCUGGGCCUGGAGGACUUGGCUGCUGCUACACUUACAGAUAAGAGUAUGAGAGGAUUUUUCAACGAUGCAACCUCCUUUAACAUCGCCAUAGACAUGUUAUUCACAAAAGACUCUUAUGAAAAUGCCCUGGAGGUACUAAGAACCAUGAGGAACCAAGGUGUACCAUUCAACAAAGACACGUUGACACUGGCAUCUGGCACCUGCUAUAAACUGAACACUGCAGAGUCCUACAGGAUCUGCACUGCUCUGAUAGAGGAGGGACAGACCAAAGGGCACUUCAUCCCCAGACAUGCUUACUGCUUUGCUGUAGCAUUAGCACUUCGACGGAAUGACAUUGAAAAGGCACAGUCAUUGUAUUCACAAAUAAUGAGCACUGACAGUAAAUUAUGCCAAAAUUUGAAGGUUGUAAUACUAGCAAUGUCAGGAGCGGUGAUAGAUGCCAUUUCCAUCCUUUCUGCGGCCAUGUUGCUUAAAAGCCCAUCUUUUGUGAAGAGGCCGGAAUUUUCUCAGGAGGUGGUGGAUUUGCUGCGCUUGCGGAGUGAGAGCGGACCGCACGUGAUGAAAGUGGAGCAGAUAGUGACUCAGCUUGAGCGAGCUGAUCAGCUGACCCAGCAUACCCUCGAUGAUAUGCUCUGCCACACACCCACAGGGAAGAGGAAACCAGCGCCAAUAAUGGAGGAGAGGAGGAUCAGCCGAAGGACUCUGAAGCCACUACAGUCCACUCUGCUGUCAGAGUGAGAGACGCUGUGUGCUGUCCCAAAGCCACCUUAGCUAAAGGGUCUGAUGUGAGGCUGGACGGAAUCAGUCAAUAAACAAUGACUCUGGUUAGAGUUGACUUUGUACAUAUUGCUUUAUCUACCUCUCCUUAAAUACAGACACGGUCGUCUCUCUGCAGAUUGGACUCUUUUUUUUCUUUUUCUUUUUUGUCAUCCCUACCCACAAUUUGAUAAAAAGGGUCACAGUUUGUGCAGAAGGCACUUCAAUGGAAAGUUGCUGACAGAAAAUUACUGAAGUAACACCAUCUAAAUGAGUAUGAGUAUUUCCUUGCAAGGAUCUCAUUUGGGAAGAAUGUGUUGUGUAUAUGUAAAGUGUGAAUGAGUGAUUAAAGAUGAAUCGGAUAUUUAAUAAUGAAAAAAA